Cyprinus carpio (common carp) is the source of this 1933-nucleotide messenger RNA. RefSeq names its product eukaryotic translation initiation factor 3, subunit E, b (gene eif3eb). Gene Ontology annotation, molecular function: translation initiation factor activity. Lineage: Eukaryota; Metazoa; Chordata; Actinopteri; Cypriniformes; Cyprinidae. Gene Ontology annotation, cellular component: eukaryotic translation initiation factor 3 complex; cytoplasm; nucleus. The record is from RefSeq and is a predicted model, not a curated record. Gene Ontology annotation, biological process: translational initiation.
GUCGCUGUUCUCUUCAGUGUUUAAAUAAAGCUUUUUUUAAAGGCUCGUUUCAGUUCGAAAAUGGCGGAGUACGAUCUGACCACCAAGAUUGCGCAUUUUUUAGACAGGCAUUUGGUCUUCCCGCUGCUGGAAUUUCUGUCUGUGAAGGAGAUCUACAAUGAGAAAGAACUUCUCCAAGGGAAGCUGGAUCUUCUCAGCGACACUAACAUGGUGGACUUUGCCAUGGAUGUAUACAAGAACCUCUAUCCUGACAAAGAAAUUCCACAUUCAUUAAGGGAGAAAAGAACCUCAGUGGUGGCGCAGCUGAAGCAGCUCCAGUCUGAAACUGAGCCGAUCGUGAAGAUGUUUGAAGAUCCAGAGACUCAGAGACAGAUGCAGUCCACCAGAGAUGGGAGGAUGCUGUUUGAAUAUUUAGCAGACAAACAUGGCUUUCGUCAGGAAUAUUUGGACACGCUGUACCGUUACGCCAAAUUCCAGUAUGAGUGUGGCAACUACUCAGGGGCUGCAGAGUAUCUUUACUUCUUCCGUGUGCUUGUUCCCUCCACGGACAGGAACGCUCUGAGCUCUCUCUGGGGCAAACUGGCAUCCGAGAUCCUCAUGCAGAACUGGGAGGCGGCCAUGGAGGACCUGACACGCUUACGAGAGACUAUCGACAACAACUCGGUGAGUUCUCCACUUCAGUCGCUGCAGCAGAGGAUGUGGCUCAUACAUUGGUCUCUGUUUGUCUUCUUUAACCACCCCAAAGGCAGAGACAACAUCAUCGAGCUGUUCCUCUAUCAGCCCCAGUACCUGAAUGCAAUCCAGACCAUGUGCCCUCACAUUCUGCGUUACCUGACCACGGCCGUAAUCACCAACAAAGACGUGAGAAAGCGUAGACAGGUCCUCAAAGAUCUGGUCAAGGUUAUUCAACAGGAGUCGUACACGUACAAGGAUCCCAUCACAGAGUUUGUGGAGUGUCUCUACGUUAACUUUGAUUUCGACAGCGCUCAGAAAAAACUAAGGGAGUGUGAGUCGGUUCUGGUGAACGAUUUCUUCUUGGUGGCCUGCUUGGAGGAUUUCAUUGAAAACGCACGGCUGUUCAUCUUCGAGACGUUCUGCCGGAUCCAUCAGUGCAUCAGCAUCAGCAUGUUGGCAGAUAAGCUGAAUAUGACCCCCGAGGAGGCCGAGAGAUGGAUCGUAAACCUGAUCCGCAAUGCCAGACUGGAUGCCAAAAUUGACUCCAAACUGGGUCACGUUGUGAUGGGAAACAACGCCGUGUCGCCAUAUCAGCAGGUGAUCGAGAAGACCAAGAGCCUGUCGUUCCGUAGUCAGAUGCUGGCCAUGAACAUCGAGAAGAAGAUCAGCCACAGCAGCAGGAAUGAGACACCGAACUGGGCGGCUCAAGACACUGGCUUCUAUUAGACUGGAAACAUCUUACUUCUCAACCUCAUCUUAGUAUUUAACUAACUGUCUUUUAUUUAGCCAUGUUUUAUAUUAGGAUCAUUUUGUAAAAGACUGAUGCAGACACUUCCAGCAUGACAAGAGCUACAGAGUUCUGGGAUGCUGCCGUGAAUUUUAUGUAUUCUGUAUGAAGGAAGGAGUUUACCAGGCAAGAUUUUAUUCAUUCGUUCCAGUUCUGUGUAAUCUCAAAGGACAUUUUUCUUUUCUCUUAUGCGAGUACUUGUUUUGAACAUCAUAACACAACAAUGAACAGUGGAAAUUUGUUUCUGAACACAUUUUUAAGGAUCCUGCACCAUACUUCUGGAAAUCUUUAAUGGUUAAAGGUGAAGUGUGUUAUUUUGGUGUCAAAUAAUAAGAAUUGUUUCCAAAACAGUUCUACUGUUGUUUCAUUGUUCAUUUAUUGUACUUUUAAGCCGAUGUUUGUCAUGUGAGACCACUUAAACUAGCAAUUUUUUUUUAAAUAGAUAAAUGAUGAGUAUGUAUUUUAACAGUC